Syzygium oleosum is the source of this 4340-nucleotide messenger RNA. RefSeq names its product putative disease resistance protein At3g14460. The record is from RefSeq and is a predicted model, not a curated record. The transcript has 6 exons. Gene Ontology annotation, molecular function: ADP binding. Gene Ontology annotation, biological process: defense response to other organism. NCBI's taxonomy places the organism in Eukaryota, Viridiplantae, Streptophyta, Magnoliopsida, Myrtales, Myrtaceae. The coding region runs from base 312 to 3731 and encodes 1139 amino acids.
AUUGGAAGUUCUCUCGCUUUGGCCAAGAUAAAUCCUCCAGAUCGAAUCUAAACCCGUGCUUGCUCGUGUCUGAAACCGAGGUCCAGGAGAUCAAUGGCAGGUUGGAAGAGAUUGUCAUCAGGAAGGAUCGUUUAAGCUUGAGAGAGAAUGUUGUGGGCAGAUCUGACAACACCAACCAAAGGCUCCCUAGCACUUCUCUACCGGAGACUCAGUUUUUUGGCAGGGAGAAGGAAGAAGCACAGAUACUCGAACGAUUGGUCAGUGAGGUCGAAAAUUCUGAUGCCACGCUGAGCAUAGUCCCCAUAGUUGGGAUGGGUGGUGUUGGAAAGACGGCAUUGGCUCAACGGCUGUAUAAUGAUGCUAGAGUGAAAAGCUAUUUCGAGACGAGAGCAUGGGUUUGUGUGUCGGAUGUUUUUGAUGUUUUUGACAUAACAAAGACUAUUUUGCGGCCGAUCACCGGGUUGUCCUGCGAGGGCGAAGAUCUUAAUGGGCUUCAAGUUAAGUUGAAGGACAGUUUAUCCGGGAAGAAGUUUCUUGUGGUUUUAGACGAUGUAUGGAAUGAGAACUACGGAAAAUGGACUGACUUCUUAAAGCCAUUUGAAGCGGGGGCCAAGGGAAGCAAGAUCAUUGUCACGACUCGCAACCUUCCCGUUGUUUCCAUAAGAGGAGCUUCACCGUAUCAUUUGGAGCAGCUGUCCCUUGAUAAUUGUACAAGCUUAUUAGCCUUUCAUGCUCUUGGAGCAACAAAUUUUGAAAUUCACCCAGAUCUUGAAAGAAUAGGCAAGGAAUUAGCUAAAAAAUGUAAAGGCUUACCUUUGGCAGCGAAGAUGUUGGGCGGUGUCCUAUGUAACGAAAGGAAUCCAGAUAAAUGGAAAGCUAUCUUAAAUAACAGAAUAUGGGAUCUUCCAAAGGGAAAAAAAGAUGAGGUACUCCCAGUUUUGAAAUUGAGCUAUGUCCAUCUUCCUUCUUAUUUGAAGAGAUGUUUUGCUUAUUGUGCGGUAUUUCCCAAGGAUUAUGAAAUUGAGAGGGAAGAGUUGGUACUCAUAUGGAUAGCAGAGGGCUUUUUAGAUGGACAAAAGGCAAAUGAGGAUAUCUUGAGACUGGGACAAGAUCACUUCGAUGAGUUAGUAUCGAGAUCAUUUCUUCAACAAUCAAGGGUCAAUGCAGCUAAGUUUUCAAUGCAUGAUCUUCUGAAUGAUCUAGCAAAGUCAAUUGCGGGUAGGACAUGCUAUAGAUCAGGGGACUCUCAGCUGGCAGGUAAUGAAGACGAUGCAUCUCUAGAGAAAGCUCGUUAUGCAUCAUUCAUGACAACAUGGCAUGUUACAUCAAAAUGCCUGGGAGCAUAUCACGGAAUGAAGGUACUAAGAAGUUUAAUUCUAGUACGUGUUGGAUAUAGUGGGGGCUCUUUCUCUAUUUCCAGCAAGGUGCUACAUGACGUGCUAACAAACUUAAAGUACUUGAGGGUGUUCUCGUUAUGUCAUUGUUACAUCACAGAGGUACCGCAUUGUGUCGGUGAUUUAAAACAUCUUCGAUAUCUCAAUUUCUCGUACACUGAUAUCAAAUGGCUACCCGAGUCAAUUAGCACCUUGUGCAAAUUACAAGCUUUGAUAUUGAGAGGUUGUCGAAAGCUUUCUAUGUUGCCUUCAGGUAUCACAAAAUUGGUCGGCUUACAGUUUCUUGACAUUAGAGAUACAGAAAGUCUAAAAGAGAUGCCAUUGGGUAUCGGUAAUUUGAAGAAUCUUACUAUCUUGUCCAAGUUUGUGGUGGGAAUAGAGAAAGGGUCACAGUUAAAAGAGUUAAAGAAGUUGCCACAUCUUCAAGGAGAAUUACUCAUAUCAGAAUUGCAAAAGGUGGAAGAAGUGAGAGACGCGGUUGAUGCUAAUUUGUCAGGAAAGCAAGGCCUUAGCAACUUAGCCUUGCAUUGGGGUGAAGAUUUUGGAAAUUUGCGGGAUGAUAAGCGUGAAGCGCAGGUGCUUCACUUUCUCCAACCUCACACUAAUCUUGAAAAUCUCACUAUCUCGUACUAUGGUGGUGCAAAACUCCCAUCCUGGUUAGAUAGUCCAUCAUAUUCUAAGAUAGUGUCUUUGUACUUGCGAGACUGUCCUAAUGUCACGUCGCUGCCCCUACUUGGACAACUACCUUCACUUAAGGAAUUAUCUCUUAAAGGUCUACAUGCAGUAAGAAUGAUAGGCUCUGAAUUUUACGGUGGUAAAAGGCCUUUCUCGACCUUAACAACUUUGAAGUUUGAAGAGAUGUUGGCAUGGAAGGAUUGGGGUCGUUAUGCCGGGGACCCAAAGGAAGAAUUCCCAUUCUCCUGUCUUCAGCAUCUUGUUGUCCGGAGCUGUCCUUCGUUGGUCGGGACAUUGCCUUGUCAACUUGAUCUUCUCAUAAAACUUGAAAUUCAUUCAUGCCCGCAUUUGAAUAACUUAACCGGCAUGGUUCGUCUUCCAUCUCUCCGCGAGUUAUACCUUGAGGAUUGUAAUAAGGAGAUCUUAACGUGCUUGGUCAGCCUAACUUCUUUAACCGUUCUCAGAGUUGAAAAUCUUGCAGAUCUCGUUUGCUUUAAUCAUGAGUUUAUGAGCGGUUGGGUCAAGCUAAAGGAGCUUCAAAUAACAAGCUGUGACAAGCUAACACACUUGUGGCAAGAUGAAAAUGAAACACGAAAUCUUAUUUGCCUCCAGAAAUUAGCCAUCCAAAGCUGUGCUCAAUUCACGUCUUUUGUGGCAGGAGAAAAAGAGAUAGAGCUACCUUCCAACCUUGAAAGCAUGGAAUUAAGGAAUUGCAUGAGUUUAGAAAAGCUUCCGAGCAAAAUGCAGGCCCUCAAAAAUUUGGUUAUUGAGAAGUGUCCAAAACUCAAGGGAUUUAUCAUUGCUCCAGAUGACCCCACCAGUAUUAACCCGAUGCCUCAACUUGUUGCUCUGAAGACACUUCAAAUUAGUGAUUGCGAGGGAGUGAAAUCGCUAGAAGAGAUCCCCAUAGAAUCGUUGAAAUAUUUAACUAUUAACAACUGUAUGAAACUAAGAAGCCUACCACAGUGCCUUCGCACGUUCUCCCAUCUCACUUUUUUGAAAAUACGUGACUGUCCAGCAUUGGAGAUAGAGGACUUCCCUCCCCUUCCCAUCACCCUGUCGUGUUUCUGGCUCCGUAAUUGUCCUAAGGUAAAGUCUCUACCAAAUCAGUGGCAUCGUCUUACAUCCCUCGGGUCGCUAUCUAUUAUCAAUUGCCAAAAUAUCAAACGCUUCCCCGAAGGAGGUUUUCCUCCCAAUUUGCUGCACCUUAUAAUUGGAAUGUGUGAGAAUCUGGAGCAACCAGUGAGAGAAUGGGGCUUACACAUGCUCACUUCCCUCGAGAGACUGUUAAUUGACGGAAGGAGCAUGGGAGGGGAGGGAGAGAAGGUGCGGUUUCCUUUGGAGGAGAACGAGGAGGAGGAGGAUGCGUGGAGUCUUCUCUUCCCUUCCUCUCUAACCAAACUUGCCAUUGGAGAGAUGAAGAACGUGGAAAGACUGUCGAGCGGUCUUCGCAACCAUCUCUCCUCUCUCGAAGAGUUACGGAUCCACGAUUAUCCGAAGUUGAGGUACUUGCCAGAGGAUGGCCUCCCUCCCUCCCUCAAAGAAUUGCGCAUAGGAGAAUGUGAGAUUCUGAAAGACCGAUGCUCAAACCUCGGCGGCGACUAUUGGCCCCUCAUCCAAGACAUCCCGAGCAUCCUCAUUGAUGGCGAUCGGAUCCAGUGAAUUGAUUCGGCCAUGCACAGUGGGUUUUCUAGGGUUCGGGUACCAUUGUAAUCUGCAUUGGCAAAAUCUAUUGGAAGGAUCAUUUGCGAACAUUGUUGAGGGAGUUCAGGAAGAAAAGCUUCGAGCUCACUUGGGUUACUUUGGUGUAACUGGAAAUCGUGCACUUCAACCAAUGUAUACCUUGUCUGAUAUAACAUGGUGCUUUGACCAUAUAAAUAGGUGGUCAGAAAAGCAGAGCUGCAUUUGCCAAGAUAACUUUCGAGAAACCUUACAUAGUUUUGCUUGAUGAGCCAUCCAAUCAUCUGGAUGAGUGACUGUGAUUUUGCAUUUUUGCCUAUCCUCAACCGUAGGAUUUGGAUGCGGCGGAGGCACUCAUUCAAGGUUAGUCACGAUGAGCAUCUAAUAGCUGGAAGCUCAGAUGAGGUCUGGGUGGUUUCUCAAGGCAAGGUGGCGCCUUUCCACGGGAAUUUCCAGGACUAUAGGAAGGUGCUUCAGUUUUCCUUGAAUAAGGUGAAUCUAGUUAUUGACAUCAAGAGAGAGUGGUUCAAUGGGUUCACAUUACCUUACAAAACAGAAAAUGAGGCUCAGCUACAUAGAGAAAGUGAAAAA